Messenger RNA from Drosophila serrata, 530 nucleotides. RefSeq lists its product as uncharacterized. The record is from RefSeq and is a predicted model, not a curated record. Lineage: Eukaryota; Metazoa; Arthropoda; Insecta; Diptera; Drosophilidae.
CAAUACUAAUAUUAUGGAGUUGGCUUUUCAUGAUCCAUUCCAGAACCUGUAAAUAUCUCGUUUCUGCCUGAAAAAUACCUUCGAAAUGAUCGGAAGGCUAGCUUUCUGGCGCAGAGAUGGGCUCUCAACCACCGAAGACUGUCUGUCAUGUCGUUUAGUGAGUGGAAGUGGUUUUCUCGGCAUCGGCGCAUUUCUGCUGGCGCAAUCGAAGAAGCGUCCACAACCGCUGGAGAAUUACACGAUGAAAGGCUUGGCGGCAGCCGCUGGAAUCUUGGGCGUGGCGCUGCUGGCAGACGCGAGUUUUCUGAAACCAACCAUCGUUGAAGACCCCAAGGAGGAGCAAAUUAAGGCAGUAAAAGCAGCCAAGGAUCACGAGUUCUUUUCAAGACGUUAGGGGACGAAAUUUUCUAUUUUAAAUUUAAAUUAAAUCAAAUGUUUCUUAUAUCCGUCCUAUAACAAUUUAGUUGCUUUCAAGCUUAUGUUCGGUAAGAUAUGAGAUUUUUGACAAUAUAAACCUUUAUUUCGAUCUA